This is a messenger RNA of Plenodomus lingam JN3, 1734 nucleotides long. RefSeq lists its product as uncharacterized. NCBI's taxonomy places the organism in Eukaryota, Fungi, Ascomycota, Dothideomycetes, Pleosporales, Leptosphaeriaceae. The record is from RefSeq and is a predicted model, not a curated record. Gene Ontology annotation, cellular component: nucleus. Gene Ontology annotation, molecular function: poly(A) RNA polymerase activity; RNA binding.
AUGGAUGGCCCCAAGAACAAACAGUAUGGCGUGACGAGCGCCAUCUCUACCGCAGGCCCUGGACCCGAGGAAGCCAAACUCAACGAUUCGCUGGUCGAGACGCUGACGCGCAAGAAUGUCUUUGAAACUCCCGAGGGCAACAAGAAGAGGGACGAUGUCAUCCGUCACCUGCAAACUGUGGUGGAAGAGUUUGUCCGUCGCGUCUGCAAGCAAAAGGGCGUCAAGCAGGCUGCCAUCGACGUUGCUGGCGGCAAGGUCUUCACGUUUGGCAGCUAUGCCCUUGGCGUCCACGGCCCUACGUCCGAUAUCGAUUCGCUCGUCGUCGUGCCCAAACAAGUCAGCAUCGACGACUUCUUCCGCAACUUCCCCUCCAUCUUCCGAGAAAUGUCAAAGUCCGAGGACAUCACGGAACUGAAUCCGGUCGAGGACGCCUUUGUGCCCAUCAUCAAGAUGGAGUACCGUGGCGUGAGCCUAGAUUUGAUCUUCGCAUCCUUGCCCAAGCUCUCAUCAGUGCCGCGGGACAUGGAAACAAUCGAGAAGAAGAACCUGGACGGUCUUGCGGAACAGGCCAUGCGUAGCGUCAACGGCACCCGUGUCACCAAGGAGCUUCUCGCUGCAGUACCACACCCGGGCAGCUUUCGACAUGCCCUGAGGGCCAUCAAGCUCUGGUCCAACGAACGCGGUAUCUACGGAGCCGUCUUUGGCUACCCUGGAGGUGUGGCCUGGGCCAUCAUGGUGGCUCGCAUUUGCCAGCUAUAUCCAUUUGCCAACGGAGCUACCAUUGUCUCCAAGUUCUUCAGUCUGAUGCAAAAGUGGUCGUGGCCAAGGCCGGUCUUACUGAAGCACAUCGAGGAAGGUGCAAUGGGACUUCGUGUGUGGAAUCCGCAGAUCUACCACGGCGACAGAUCGCAUCUGAUGCCCAUCAUCACGCCGGCUUUCCCAUCCAUGUGCUCUACUCACACCGUCAUGCCCUCGACCUUGCGAAUCAUGCAAGAGGAGUUCCAAAGAGCCGAUCAGAUCAUGCAGCACAUCUUCGCAGGCACGAAGACCUGGGACGCUCUGUUUGAACGCCAUAGCUUCUUUACCAAGGAUCACAAAUACUAUCUGACGAUUGUUGCCGCCAGUCGUACCCAAGAAGCUCAUGAGAGAUUCAAUGGGUUGGUCCAAUCAAAGGUCCGGCACAUUGUCAAAGGCAUCGACGAUGGCCAAACGGGAAUUGAUACUGCGCGCCCCUAUCCCAAGUGUUUUGAGCGGGUACAUCGUUGCACAAAUGAGGACCAGGUGUUCGAAGUCAGUCAAGGCAGUCUGAAAUACAUGAUCCCAGCAUCAGAGGUACCUGCAGAGGGCGCCUCGCUUGCCAACGGAGAUGCCCAAAUCAUGUACACAGCGUCCUGGUACAUCGGCCUCACUGUGACUACAGAAGGGGGCAGAGCACUUGAUAUUUCAUACCCUGUUAGUCAAUUCCGAAGCUUCAUCACGGACGCAGAGGUAUUCGACGACAAGACCAUGUCCGUCAAAGUGAUCCACACCCGCAAUACCGCACUCCCCGACGACCUCUUCCUUCCCGGCGAAACACGACCCAAGAAGCCUGCCAAGGAGAAGAAGAAGAAAGACACUAAGGGCGGGGGCGUUAAGCGCCCCUUCGCCGACACAGGUCUUGACGACAGCGAGCACGCAGCAGCAAAGCGUCCACAGGCCGAGCAUGUCUCCAACGGAGUUCCGACGGCGGCAUGA